AAAAAAACAGCAAUGAUGGAAAUUUGGGAUGACUCUUUACCAAUUCAUGUUGCUUCUGAAUUUCAUAAUUUUUCAAUACUUGAAGAGUUAGUAAGACUUGGUGGUGAAGUAAAUAAGUUAACAACUGAUGACAUGUGGACGCCGUUGAUACUUGCUGCUGCAAAUGAUGAAGAUCAUUUCAAAGAGGCCGGAAUAGACACAAAAACUGGAGAAAGACGUAAUAAUACAACUAUUUCCUUAAAGGACAACGGUGAUAAAAUCAAUAAAUGUGGUAUUGAGAAUGGAGAGAGUCCUCUUUGUAUGGCUUGUUAUAGAGGACGUGAUAGAACAGUACAACUGUUACUGGACAACGGUGCCAGCAUCAAUUUAUGUGAUAAUGAUGGAUUCAGUCCUCUUCAUAUCGCUUGUCAAAAUGGACAUGAUAGCACGGUACAACUCUUAAUAAACAACGGUGCCGAGGUCAAUUUAUGUGACAAGAAUGGAGCCAGUCCUCUUUAUAUAGAUUGUGAAAAUGGACAUGAUAGCACGGUGCAACUCUUAAUAAACAACGGUGCCGAAAUCAAUUUAUGUGACAAGAAUGGAGCCAGUCCUCUUUAUAUAGAUUGUGAAAAUGGACAUGAUAGCACGGUGCAACUCUUAAUAAACAACGGUGCCGAAAUCAAUUUAUGUGAUAAUGAUGGAUUCAGUCCUCUUCAUAUAGCUUGUCAAAAUGGACAUGAUAGCACGGUACAACUCUUAAUAAACAACGGUGCCGAACUCAAUUUAUGUGACAAGAAUGGAGCCAGUCCUUUUUAUAAAGCUUGUCAAAAUGGACAUGAUAGCACAAUACAACUCUUAAUAAACAACGGUGCCGAAGUCAAUUUAUGUGAGAAGAAUGGAGCCAGUCCUCUUUAUAUAGCUUGUCAAAAUGGAGUGGAUAACACGGUACAACUGUUAUUAAACAAAGGUGCCGAAAUCAAUAUAUGUUACAAGAAUUGAGUAAGUCCCCUUUAUAGAGCUUGUCAAAAAGGACAUGAUAGCACGGUACAACUCUUAAUAAACAACGGUGCCGAAAUCAAUUUAUGUGAGAAGAAUGGAGCCAGUCCUCUUUAUAUAGCUUGUCAAAAUGGACAUGAUAGCGCAGUACAACUCUUAAUAAACAACGGUGCCGAAGUCAAUUUAUGUAAGAAGAAUGGAGCCAGUCCUCUUCAUAUAGCUUAUCAAAAUGGACAUGACAGCACGGUACAACUCUUAAUAAACAACGGUGCCGAAGUUAAUUUAUGUGAGAAGAAUGGAGUCAGUCCCCUUCAUAUAGAUUGUGAAAAUGGACAUGAAAGCACGGUACAACUCUUAAUAAACAACGGUGCCGAAAUCAAUUUAUGUGAUAAUGAUGGAUUCAGUCCUUUUCAUAUAGCUUGUCAAAAUGGACAUGAUAGCACGGUACAACUCUUAAUAAACAACGGUGCCGAACUCAAUUUAUGUAACAAGAAUGGAGUCAGUCCUCUUUAUAUAGCUUGUCAAAAUGGACAUGAUAGCGCAGUACAACUCUUAAUAAACAACGGUGCCGAAGUCAAUUUAUGUGAGAAGAAUGAAGUCAGUCCUCUUUAUAUAGAUUGUCAAAAUGGACAUGAUAGCACGGUACAACUCUUAAUAAACAACGGUGCCGAAGUCAAUUUAUGUGAGAAGAAUGGAGCCAGUCCUCUUUAUAUAGCUUGUCAUAAUGGACAUGAUAGCACGGUACAACACUUAAUAAACAACGGUGCCGAUGUCAAUUUAUGUGACAAGAAUGGAACCAGUCCUCUUUAUAGAGCUUGUCAAAAUGGACAUGAAAGCGUGGUAAAUCUUUUAUUGAACAACGGGGCCGAUAUCAAUUUAUGCCACGAGAAUGGAAUUAGUUUACUGAAUAACGGUGCCGAAAUCAAUUUAUGUGAUAAUGAGGGAGUCAGUCCUCUUUGGAUAGCUUGUUAUAAUGGACAGGAUAGCACGGUACACUUCUUACUGAACAACGAUGCCGAUAUCAAUUUAUGUAACAAGAAUGGAGCCAGUCCUCUUUAUAUAGCUUGUCAAAAUGGACAUGAUAGCACGGUACAAUUGUUACUGAACAACGGUGCUGACAUAAAUUUGUGUGAUAAAGAUGGAAACAGCCCUUUUUGGAUAGCUUGUGAAAACUCACAUAGCAGCACCAUCGAACUUCUAUUAAAUUCAGGUGCUGAUGUCAAUUGAUGCAAUAAAGGUCACUGCAGUCCGCUGUACAUAGCAUGUCUCAACGCUGAUGACAGUAUGGUCCAACGUUUAUUGACAAAGGGGCCGACAUCAAUUGAUGUGACAACGAGGGAACCAGUCCACUCUACAUAGCCUGCGAAAAAUGGAUAUUACAGCACAGUCGAAUUAUAAUUAUUAUUAGGAAAUGGUACUUGUGUUAAUUUAUGCAAUAAAGACAACAAGAGUCCACUGUACAUAACAUAUUUAUAUUGACAUGACACUAUCGCUGAACGUUUACUACAAUUUGGUGCUGAGUUUUUAUUCUGAAGAUGAAUUCAAUGAUUUCUCAAUACCAAGUGCGUUCACAUUAUUUCUGAGAUAUGGAGCUUAAAGAAAUUUUAGCUUUGAUUAGAGCUGACAAAAAUGAGUGGGAUACUAUGAUUUAGAAUUUAAAGCAUUUAUUUAAAAAGAUUUACAUAAGAAGAAGAAAACACUUGCUGUAUCUUUCAUUUCAACAUUCAGAUAAAUCGACGACGUAUUAUCAAUUACAAAUAUCAAUAUUUAUUUUCAUUUAAAUGUCGACUUGCUAUUUCCUAGUGAAUUUGAAAUAGACGACGCCACAAAAUCUGUUACUUCUGUUUCAUAUUCGAAUGUUCGGAAAAUUAUAUUAUAGUAAUUAAUUGCAUUGUUAGCAAAUAUAACCUUUCAUGAAUGGGUUUAACAGACCAAGUGAUAGACUGUUUUGAACU
Molecule: messenger RNA, 2930 nt
Organism: Saccostrea cuccullata (small rock oyster)
Lineage: Eukaryota; Metazoa; Mollusca; Bivalvia; Ostreida; Ostreidae
Product: ankyrin-1-like
Exons: 2
Cellular component (GO): cytoplasm
Molecular function (GO): protein binding
Source: RefSeq, a predicted model, not a curated record